AUGUCGUAUCCUCGAGGGCCGCCGCCGGGGCACAGCGGUUGGAACGGUCACGACUCUCCGAAUGCAUAUAAUCGGCAAGAUACACGUUCACCUUACGCGCAUAAUGUCCCAAAUCCAUACCCAACUCCCAGCAAUGGGAAUCAGUAUUACCAGCAGAACAGACAACACCAACCUCAGUAUUCCAAUGCGAUGCCAGUUCAGAACCAGUACCAUCAGCAGGCAUACUACCCGCCGCAGAACAUACAGAACCAAUACAUACAACCAUCACAGCUGUAUCAACAGCCUCCGGCGCAAAUGGGUCAAUACAUGUCUACGGGUCGACAAACCUCCACGCCAACGUCUUCAAGCGCAAUCCGAAUCCCCAACUCACCCAGCGGCGUUUCGUCUGACAGCGUGUCUCUCCUACUCCCUCUCGCCGAAGAGUAUUUUGAGGCUGCGCACAAGCUAGCCCCCUUGAUAUCAACGUCCAUGGCGCCGGAUAAUGUCGACACCUACCAGAGAUUGAUUGCGACCGGACUUGGGUGCUUAGAUGCUGCUUUGAGGAAAGGGAAACUUACGCCAAGGAUAGAGGCGACCGUACGAUUAAGAUAUUCGGGUGUGCUGCACGAAGAGACGGAAAAUACGAUGGAAGCGGAGACGGCGCUGGCAAAAGGCAUUGUGCUUUGCGAAAGGAGCCACUUCUUCGAUCUCAAAUACGCCAUGCAGUAUCUUUUGGCUCAAAUCAUGGGCCAGAAGAAUCUGAGAGCAGCUAUGAAAGCAUUGGAUGGAUAUAUAUCAGAAGCAGAAGCUUAUCAACAUGUUCCCUGGAUAUAUGCUCUCCGGUUUCUGCGAGCCAACUUUGCCCUUGAAUCUGGAAGUCCUGUCGAUGGAAAUGCUGCCGUACAAAACCUGCAAAAGGUUGCAGAACUUGCGAUCAGACAGCAUGACAGAGCUGUUCAUUUGACUGCAUCUGUAAUGGAAGCAAUGGUACAUCUAAGAUCCAUAGGUCCAGACUCUAAUGAGGCAGUUCAGAGAGCCAUAGCAGCUGCGAGAACACAUCAAUUAACCGUCGGAGAUAGUAUUCCACAACUUGCUGGUCUGAUCAAUCUUAUAGAUGUGAUGUGUGUAAUUCGUUCUGGUAAUACUCACCAAAUGUUGGACAAGCUAAAGGGUAUGCAAGUGGUUAUGGAUCGAAUGCUUAAGGAUGCCAAAUGGAGCUCAUCUAGUGAUACGAUGGCCAUUCCAAUCAAUAAAACAUCAAAGAGUUUGACAAUAGUCAGCCUCGAGACUAGAUCAGUCGUUGGAAUUGACACCGAUGGCCGCGAAGUUCUGAUUAUGUCUUUCCUCAACAAAAAGGAUGCCUUUUCGAUUAGUUACCUACUCUCUGCAAUCGUCUUAUUACACAGACAUGCAACUGAUCCAAAAGCUGUUAGAUACCUCAAAGAGGGAAUGGAAGGUCUAGCCGAAAAGUCUCGAGACCCAAAAGACUUUCUGGAUUUGUUACCAAAUUUAAAUACAAAGCAAUUAUGGCGAGUAGAACUUCUGUGCUACUUUCGUCUUUACCUAGCUUUCUGCGCAGCAUCCAUGUCCGACUGGGCCGAACUCAAAACAAACAUCGAUCACGUCGGCUCUACCGCCCGUCACAAUGACCUACCCUUAUCAGGUCCUCUUGGAUGCCUCAGCAUGUAUCUCACCGGCGUCUGGCUUCAAGGAAUCGGCAAUCUCGACUCGGCGCUCCGCAUCUUCCAAGACCCAAAACUCGCCCUUCCCCCUAGCAAUCCCAGCACCUCAACCUCCGUAUCCCAAAUUUCGCGCGACUUCGCCAUCCUAGCAGCCCUAAACACCCUCUGGAUCACACAAGAACCAUCCCGUCUCAACCCCGAAAGAAACAACGCUCUCCUCGCCCAACUCACCCCCCUCUGUGCCCAAAACCAAAACAAAGACCUCCACACCGCCUUCUGCCUCAUCAAAGCGACCAUUACCACCACCCCUCCCACCCCCCUCUUCGAAGUCAAACGCCAUCUCUCCCAGGCUCUCGCCGGCGCACAGAAGACAAUGAAUUCUCAGUUCCUAUGCAUCACAUUGAACGUCAUGUGCGCCCGCUUCUUCACCAACGUCGUAGGCGAACAGGCGGAGAAGAGCGCGUUGGCGGCUAGUGUGCAGGCGCAGAAGGGCGGGAACGUGCUGUGGAAGAGCGUGGCGGAUGGGAUGUUAGCUGGCUGUUUUGAGGUGCAGGGGAAGAAGAGAGAGGCGGAUGAGGCGCGGGGGCGGGCGGAGGGCUGGGCGAGAGUUGCGGCUGCUGGGUCGGGGAGUGUGGGGGGUUGA
This is a messenger RNA of Glarea lozoyensis ATCC 20868, 2304 nucleotides long. RefSeq lists its product as uncharacterized. Gene Ontology annotation, biological process: mitotic sister chromatid cohesion; maintenance of mitotic sister chromatid cohesion. Gene Ontology annotation, cellular component: chromatin; SMC loading complex. The transcript is spliced from 5 exons. Bases 1 to 2304 code for a protein of 767 amino acids. The record is from RefSeq and is a predicted model, not a curated record. Lineage: Eukaryota; Fungi; Ascomycota; Leotiomycetes; Helotiales; Helotiaceae. Gene Ontology annotation, molecular function: double-stranded DNA binding.